AUGGGACCGGGAUUUUUGAUGUGCAUCGCGUACGUGGAUCCGGGGAACUUUGAGAGCGACUUGCAGGCGGGAACGCUGUUCGGGUAUAAAUUGCUCUGGGUGUUGCUCUGGGCGACGCUGGGGGGGUGGUACAUACAAGGUCUGACGAUACGGCUGGCGCUGGCGACGGGGUGGGACCUGGCGCGGUGCAUGCGGGAGGAGUAUCCGGACCCGACGCGGUACGCGCUGUGGGCGAUGACGGAACUGGCGAUCAUCGCGAGCGAUGUUCCGGAGGUCAUCGGCACGGCGUUGGCGCUGAAAUUGAUAUUUGGAAUUCCCACGUGGGUGGGAGUGGUGCUGACGUCGAUGUCGACGAUGGUGUUUUUGGGGUUGCAGUCGUUCGGGGUGCGAAAGUUGGAGGCGUUCAUGGCGGCGCUCGUCGGCGUGAUGUCGUUGUGUUUCUUGGCUGAAGUCACGUUUGUGGACGCGAAAGCGUCCUCUGUGGUGGCGGGGAUUGUGUUGCCUCGAUUGCCGGGAAGCAAGGCGCUGUAUAUCGCCGUAUCUCUCGUCGGCGCCGUGGUGAUGCCGCAUAAUUUAUUCUUGCACAGCGCUCUGGUGUUGAGCCGCGGGUUUAGUUUAGGCGAAAAGAGUCUGAGGAUGGCGUACAAGUACAAUAUCGUCGAGUCUGGGAUGGCGCUCUCGGUGUCGUUGUUCAUCAACUUCGCCGUCGUCAUCGUCGCGGCGUCGAAUUACGCGCACUUGACCGAUCCGGAGGAAAUGCGCCAGGUGCGCGAGCGUCCGUUGCAGUACGCGCCGCAAAUGUUGAAGGAGGUGCUCGGCACGGCGGCGAAAGGUUUCUUCGCCGCCGCGCUGCUCGCGUCGGGGCAAAGUUCCACUAUUACUGGAACGUAUGCCGGUCAGUUCGUCAUGGAUGGGUUCUUGGAGCUUCGUGUCAACCCGGUGCUUCGAGCGUUUGUGACGCGCAUGUGCGCCAUCGUGCCGUCUUUAAUCGUCGUUUUGGCCGCUGGCGAUAAGUACUCCGAGUCCUUGAUCGUGAUAUCAUCAACAAUUUUAGCGAUACAGCUCCCGUAUGCGCUGAUUCCCCUCAUCAAGUUCACCGCGAGCGAGCGAAUCAUGGGUCCCAUGGCGGUGUCGGCGAAGCGGUUGCGUUACACCAUCUGGCUCUCCGGCGGAAUCAUCGGCGCCAACGUGAUUUUGAUCUCCACGGCCAUCGUCGAGUCUAAGCUCGUGUGGGGCUCUUUCGCGGGUGUGUUCUUAGGUCUCAUCAUCUUCAGCAUGCUCGGCGUAUACAUCGCGACCCUCCUCUACCUCACCUUGCGACCCGUGCAUCAAAAUCUGAGCGCGCGCACGUCGGUUCGCAUGAAGCGUCCCGGCGACGCCAACUUAUCCGACGAAGAGCUCGACGACGCGAUGUGGAACAACGAUGACUUAUUACCGGAUCCCGCCACCGCCGCGGUGUACUCGCUCUGA
Ostreococcus lucimarinus CCE9901 is the source of this 1470-nucleotide messenger RNA. It is a transcript of the gene NRAMP1, whose product is annotated as Nramp family transporter: metal ion. Gene Ontology annotation, cellular component: membrane. Gene Ontology annotation, molecular function: manganese ion transmembrane transporter activity; cadmium ion transmembrane transporter activity. Bases 1 to 1470 code for a protein of 489 amino acids. Gene Ontology annotation, biological process: metal ion transport. The record is from RefSeq and is a predicted model, not a curated record. The transcript has a single exon. NCBI's taxonomy places the organism in Eukaryota, Viridiplantae, Chlorophyta, Mamiellophyceae, Mamiellales, Bathycoccaceae.